Hypoxylon fragiforme is the source of this 2296-nucleotide messenger RNA. RefSeq names its product pyruvate kinase. Lineage: Eukaryota; Fungi; Ascomycota; Sordariomycetes; Xylariales; Hypoxylaceae. The record is from RefSeq and is a predicted model, not a curated record. Gene Ontology annotation, cellular component: cytoplasm. Gene Ontology annotation, biological process: glycolytic process. The coding region runs from base 555 to 2144 and encodes 529 amino acids. The transcript has 6 exons. Gene Ontology annotation, molecular function: pyruvate kinase activity; magnesium ion binding; potassium ion binding.
GGGUCGUGCAUGCAAACACACUAGGUUAGGUACUUACUACUAACCUACUUAUUUAUGUAGUACUACUUGAUACUUUACUUUCGUACGAUACAUUUGUGUACUAUGUAUUAUGUAGUUAUGUAGGUAUGUACGAUUCCUCAGGCUAUCCAGUGCUUGCAGGGCUUGCAAGUGGCAGGGUUGUCAUGCAGAGAUGCCCCUCCAUCCAGGUUCCAAGCUGCUUCAGCACAAAUUCAUGAAGAGUGCAGGUGGGGUUAAUCCGCACCUAGUUGUAAAAGUUAGGUAGUAGCUCUUCUAACUUUUCUGAAUUUCCUUCCCAGGACAUUUGGAAAUGCCUCACAUCACAAUUCAUAUUACCAUCACUCUUCUCUUUUAACACAAAAGUAUUAUUCCCUUCGUUUCCUCUUCUCCUCUUCUCUCUCCUCAACACCAAAACUUUCCUGGCAUAGUCGAUAUUUACUCGACUUUGUCUUGACCAUAAACCCAAUCCUUCUUACCUUACUACCUUGUCAUCACAUCACAUCACACCACCUACCUUCUUGAAUAAUCCCACGAAUAUGUCUGCUUCCUCUCUCGACCACCUCGCUCUGGGGAGUCGUGUGGAAUGGCUCGCGAGCCUGAACACCACCCCCUCCGGCAGCAAGAAUGCUCACCGGCGAUCUUCUAUCAUCUGCACCAUUGGUCCGAAGACCAACUCGGUUGAGAUGAUCAACACCCUGCGAGGAGCAGGUCUCAACAUCGUGCGCAUGAACUUCAGCCAUGGAAGUUAUGAGUAUCACCAGUCGGUCAUUGACAACACCCGCGCCGCCGAAAAGGCACUCCCUGGUCGCCAAGUUGCCAUCGCCCUAGAUACCAAGGGACCCGAGAUCCGCACUGGUGACACGGAACGUGGUGAAGAUAUCCCCAUCAAAUCGGGCCAUGUCCUGAACAUUACUACCGACGAACAAUACAAGACCUCGUGCAAUGCACAGAACAUGUACGUCGACUACGCCAACAUCACUAAAGUCAUCCAGCCCGGCAAGGUUAUCUACGUCGAUGAUGGUGUACUGGCCUUCGACGUGGUCAGCAUCAAGGAUGAUAAGACGGUUGAGGUCCGAUGCCGCAACAACGGAUUCAUCUCCUCUCGAAAGGGUGUCAACUUGCCAGACACCGAUGUCGAUCUCCCGGCUCUCUCAGAGAAGGACAAGAAAGAUCUCAGAUUUGGAGUCCAGAACAAUGUCGACAUGGUCUUUGCCAGUUUCAUUCGAAGGGGUGAGGAUAUUCGUGCAAUCCGCGAGGUCUUGGGACCAGACGGCAAACACAUCCAGAUUAUUGCCAAGAUCGAAAACCGACAAGGAUUAAACAAUUUUGAUGAAAUCCUUAAGGAGACCGACGGCGUCAUGGUAGCUCGAGGAGACUUGGGAAUUGAAAUCCCUGCUUAUGAGGUAUUCGCCGCCCAGAAGAAGCUGAUUGCGAAGUGCAACAUUGCUGGCAAGCCUGUCAUUUGCGCAACUCAGAUGCUCGAGAGCAUGAUUACCAAUCCUCGCCCAACUAGAGCAGAAAUCAGCGAUGUCGGCAACGCUGUCACUGACGGAGCUGACUGUGUCAUGCUGAGUGGCGAGACCGCCAAAGGCUCAUAUCCAGAGCUGGCAGUCCGCGAGAUGAGCAACACCUGUCUCGCGGCAGAGAAUUCUAUCCCUUACGUCAGUCACUACGAGGAGAUGGUCUCACUGACAAAGCGUCCCACAAGCGUUGUCGAGGCUUGCGCCAUGGCAGCAGUGCGAGCAUCGUUGGACUUGAACGCUGGCGCUAUUAUCGUGCUCUCCACAUCCGGAGAUUCAGCCCGUCUGCUGUCCAAGUAUCGCCCGGUGUGCCCCAUCUUCAUGGUUACUCGUAACGCAUCAGCUUCGCGUUAUGCUCAUUUGUACCGUGGUGUUUACCCGUUCCUAUUUGACGAGGCUAAGCCAGACUACGAUCGCGUCAACUGGCAGGAGGAUGUGGAUCGCCGCAUCAAGUGGGCUCUGGAGAGAGCCUUGGGCCUAGGAUUGCUCACCAAGACUGAUACGAUUGUAGUUGUGCAGGGCUGGAGAGGUGGCAUGGGCAACACAAACACGCAACGUAUUGUUAAGGCUGACCCUGAUUCCUUGGGUCUAGGAAUGAUGCACUAGAUGCUAUCCCUACAUGGUUUAUUAUGGUGUCAGGUUCAUGGCCGAUAGUAUAUUAGCCUUAGUUGGUAGACAUUUGGUAGUCGGUUGGCAACGAGGUAAUGAUUGUGAAAGAAUAAAAGGAUAAAUUGCUAAUAGAUUGCAUAAUCCACUAA